AUGGCGUCGAGCGAAUCUAGUUCGCAGAUGAAGAUCGUUAAUGGCGAUGGCGGUUACGUACUCGAAGACGUUCCUCAUCUCUCCGAUUACGUUCCGAAUCUUCAAACGUAUCCGAAUCCGCUUCGAUCUAAUCCAGCUUACUCGGUUGUUAAGCAGUAUUUCGUGCAUAUGGACGAUACCGUUCCUCAGAAGGUUGUUGUCCACAAGGAUGGUCCGAGAGGUGUUCAUUUUCGACGUGCAGGACCUAGACAAAAGGUAUAUUUUAGAUCGGAUGAUGUUCGUGCGUGUAUUGUCACAUGUGGUGGUCUGUGUCCUGGUCUCAACACUGUGAUAAGGGAAAUUGUUUGUGGUCUUUCUUACAUGUACGGUGUCGACAAAGUCCUUGGCAUAGAUGGUGGUUAUAGAGGUUUUUAUUCGAAGAACACCAUUACUUUAACUCCCAAAGUGGUAAAUGACAUCCAUAAGCGGGGAGGAACUGUUCUUGGCACAUCCCGAGGGGGGCAUGAUACUGGCAAGAUAGUUGACAGCAUCCAGGAUCGGGGAAUUAAUCAGGUUUAUAUUAUUGGAGGAGAUGGAACACAGCGAGGAGCGGCUGUGAUUUAUGAGGAAGUUAGAAAGCGGGGUCUGAAAGUAGUAAUUGCUGGAAUUCCUAAAACCAUAGAUAAUGACAUCCCGGUUAUUGACAGGUCCUUUGGUUUUGAUACCGCGGUUGAGGAGGCUCAACGAGCCAUUAAUGCAGCACAUGUUGAAGCUGAAAGUGUUGAAAAUGGCAUUGGUGUUGUAAAGCUAAUGGGUCGUUAUAGUGGUUUUAUUGCGAUGUAUGCUACUCUUGCUAGCAGAGAUGUGGACUGUUGCUUGAUUCCAGAGUCACCCUUCUUCCUUGAAGGAAAGGGGGGACUUUACGAAUUUAUAAAGAAAAGGCUGAAAGAAAGUGGACAUAUGGUCAUAGUCAUAGCCGAGGGAGCAGGACAAGAUCUUCUUGCAGAAAGCAUGCAAGCCAUGGACCAGAAGGAUGCUUCUGGAAACAAGCUGCUUCAAGAUGUUGGUUUAUGGAUAUCUCAUAAGAUCAAGGAUCAUUUUGCGAAGGAGAAUAAGAUGGCCAUCGUUCUUAAAUAUAUAGAUCCAACUUACAUGAUCCGGGCAAUUCCAAGCAAUGCAUCGGACAGUGUCUACUGCACACUUCUUGCUCAGAGUGCAGUUCAUGGAGCAAUGGCAGGGUAUACUGGAUUCACUUCUGGACUUGUCAACGGUAGACAUACUUAUAUUCCAUUCAACAGAAUCACCGAGAGGAUGAACAACGUAGUGAUUACAGAUAGAAUGUGGGCAAGACUGCUUUCUUCAACAAACCAGCCAAGCUUUUUGAAACACAAAGAUGUUCAUGAAGUCAAGAAAGCAGAACAACCUCUGACUCCUCCGUUGUUAGAUGGGGGAAAUUGCAAUGGUGGUGGUGAGGAAGCGGAAAAAGUAGAACAAAUUCCCAGUCAGUUGUUAUAG
Messenger RNA from Lathyrus sativus (Indian pea), 1494 nucleotides. The record is from the annotation of a GenBank genome assembly. Lineage: Eukaryota; Viridiplantae; Streptophyta; Magnoliopsida; Fabales; Fabaceae.